Messenger RNA from Diaporthe batatas, 1107 nucleotides. RefSeq lists its product as uncharacterized. The record is from RefSeq and is a predicted model, not a curated record. The transcript is spliced from 3 exons. NCBI's taxonomy places the organism in Eukaryota, Fungi, Ascomycota, Sordariomycetes, Diaporthales, Diaporthaceae. Bases 1 to 1041 code for a protein of 346 amino acids.
AUGGCCAAAUUCGAAUCCCGUGCGGCCCGGGCGGCUUUGGCAACGCCCUUCGUCGUUCUGGCCGUUGCCUGCCUGUCAGCCAUGGACACAAACAAACUGAUCGCUCAACAGCAGCCGUUCCUCCAAGCCGGAAGCAUCGAGUUUGAAGAUGGAUCCAUGCCCCUUUUCGACAACUUUUACUGGCUUUCUUUUCUCGAUGAGAUGUGGCGUGGUAUCACGGUCACCUUUUCCAAUUCCUACCUCCCCCUCGAUACAAUCGGCUGGUGGCAGCUCUUUUCUUUUCUGCAUGACCUCGGCCCCAUGUACAGUGUCUGGUUUUUGGAGUCGUGUCGUGCUGGCAAUGUCCGGACUCCGGUAUACGCCGUGACCCUGUUCACAUUUAUUGCCCAGCUUCUGGGGGUGGGAAACGUCGCACCAAUGUACUAUUUCCUGCACGUCACCUUUGCCCCGUCCGCUACAUCCUUGAAGAGGUCUGCCAAGCAGCGUCUCCGCGCAGAGAAGGCAUCAUUUCUGCUCCCUCUCUUCCUUGCCCUCCACACCUUCCAGGUCAUUCGAGCGUUCACCGCGCCGGAGCCCGAGACCCGGCAGUAUUGGGUAUGGGCUUGGCAGAUGUCGCCCCUGUGGCUCGGCGUUGCGAACUCAUUGCUCUGCAGCAUGGCUGCCGGACUAGUGAAGAACAACAUCCUCGCAUCGCCGCGCUUCCUCCUCGUCUGCAUGUGCACUAUCUCGAGCGCUAUCUGGGUAUAUACAUGGUAUUCUGCCCCAUUCAGCAUGUCUGAUAUUUUUAUCCCAGACGCGGGAGUCUAUACCGACUUCAUCCGGCACACUCGGAAGGCCAUGCAGUGUGAUGAGGUUUACUCUUUUGGAAGCUCUUUCCUCUGGCUCCUCUACAUGUUUUUUGACAUGUAUGUGGCGGGGCUGAUCGGAAUUGGCUCGCUUGCUGCCUCUGCUUGUCUUCCACUCAUGGUGGUUGUAACGGGCCCUGGUAGUGCGUUCGCCUUGGGUUGGUACUGGCGAGAGCACGUCUUAUCCUCUCACUAGUGAAUUUAUGGAGAGUGUGAACUGAGAUCCUAUUGUCUUCCGAGGGUACCUGGUUAGAAAGUCAAG